Molecule: messenger RNA, 441 nt
Organism: Penaeus vannamei (Pacific white shrimp)
Lineage: Eukaryota; Metazoa; Arthropoda; Malacostraca; Decapoda; Penaeidae
Source: RefSeq, a predicted model, not a curated record
CACAAUUCGAUUUCGCGUAACAAGAACUGACGGAAUAAAAAAUCUCGCGGCAUGAUCGCCCAAGCCGUGAAGGAGGAAAUGGCCAGGCGGCAGCAAGAGGCUGCCCGGAGGAUGGUGCAGAGGCAGAUGGCCCUGCAGGUGGCGUCGGUGCGAGAGCGCCUCGAGUGGUUCGCGCCCUUCCUGGUUUCAUCAGCGACGUUCCUGUUCCUCGGCUACCGCAAAACCAGAAAUUCAGUCGUGCUGUACCCCCUGGUGCCCAUGUGCUUUGCCCUGGGCUAUCAGGUCGAUUUCGCUUUCGGAAGCAAAACGAACAGAAUUAAAAACAUCGCAGAAAGCAUCAUGAGACACGAGGGACACCUGAUCCACGUGCCUGAGUGGCACUACAGCGACCCCCUCAAGCAAAAUCACGUGGGCAUCCCCCUUAUCUCGCUCAAGCCUUGA